This is a messenger RNA of Colossoma macropomum (tambaqui), 1889 nucleotides long. RefSeq lists its product as uncharacterized. The record is from RefSeq and is a predicted model, not a curated record. Gene Ontology annotation, cellular component: external side of plasma membrane. The coding region runs from base 277 to 1482 and encodes 401 amino acids. The transcript is spliced from 9 exons. Gene Ontology annotation, biological process: cell surface receptor signaling pathway; positive regulation of T cell proliferation; negative regulation of T cell proliferation. NCBI's taxonomy places the organism in Eukaryota, Metazoa, Chordata, Actinopteri, Characiformes, Serrasalmidae.
GAGAAAGAUGAGCUCAUCUGAACACAGUUCCUCUUUCAGGUGCAAACGUUUGAGUGCGGAAGAGUCCAGUGAAGUCCUGCUGAGAGAGAUACAGGAUUUGCUCGUGUGCUGGUUGUGUCAGGUAGACUGUAGGUCUGAAAAGAGCUCUGCAGAAGUACUGAGGUAGUGUAGUUUAUGAGUAGCUGACAGAUCGGUCAGUAGAGCGGGUGUAGGAGUGGUCAUAUCUGCAGUCGUGUGUCUCUGUAUGUAGUGAGGAGGUUCUGUAACUCAGGAAGAAUGCAGGUUUGUUUUUAUCUGCUGCUUGUACUCCAUGUUGCUGAAGGCUGCACACUGAAAGGCCAUGGGCAGUUAGAAGAGAUUACUGCAUACACAGGAGGGUCAGCACUGCUGCCCUGCUACUGCACUGACCCACAAGACACACCUGAGAGAGUCACCUGGAAGAAAUACAGCAAAAACAGAGACAGUUGGCAAGAGGUAUCCAGUGAGAAUAGUCAGCACAGAAACAGAGUUCAGCUGGUUAAUGGUCACUCUCCAGGAAAUCUCUCUCUACUCAUAUUAAACCUGACUGAAGAGGAUGGAGGAUAUUACAGAUGUACAGCUAAAGGCAGCCCACACACAGACAUCAGACUCACUGUUAAAGGCUGCACUCUGACCAACAAUACAAUAACAUCAUAUAUCACAGCUCAUACAGGAGGGUCAGUACUGCUGCCCUGCUCCUGCGCUGAGCUAUGUGCCAAACCUGAGACAUUCAGCUGGAAGAAACACAUCAAUCAAAAUUGGGACAGUAAACUCAUUGAACGUGAUGAGUACAGUAACAGAGUUCAGCUGUUUAAUGGUCACUCUCCAGGAAAUCUCUCUCUACUCAUAUCACACCUGACUGUAGAGGAUAGAGGAGUGUACAUGUGUGAUGCUAUGAAAAGUGGACUCACAUACAUCAGACUCACUGUUAAAGCUGCCACAAAUAAACCUAUAACUUCUAGUCCAGUGAACAAGGACCUUCCACCACCCGGUCCAACCAUAAAGUCUGACAGAACCAGUACUGUCACUUCAACCAAAUCUUCUUUGACAACACCACCAAAAUAUGCUACAUCCAAGCCUGAGUUCUUCAUUUAUGCUGCUGUGGGGGGCUUACUACUGUUGAUAAUCCUCACUGGGAUCAUCUAUUGGAGAUACAGAGCUCAGAGACAAAAGCAAAUGGAGAGCUGUGAGAGAAAAACGGAAUGGAGAAAAAAUCAGGAGACACAGAAUGAUUCUGAGGUGCUGUACGCUACUGUAAAUGAUGACAAAUGCAACAAAGUUAAAGAAACGAACAAUUGUGAGGUGCUGUACGCUGCUGUGGAUAAAGAAGACAAGCGCAAAAAAGUUGAAGAAAACGACGAUGUGACGUAUUCUUCUGUAGUCCACAACAAAAGAUCAAAACCAGCAACUGUACUGUUAGACACUGAAGCAACUACUGAAUACGCCAGCAUCAAACUGAAUUAACUCACACACACACACACACACACACACACACACACACACACACACACACACAUAGCCCCAACACACACACAUACCCAUAUUCACACAUACCUACCUAACCCCACACACAGAUUUGAUGAUUAUAAUGAACAUUUAUUGUGUUAAUAGUCAUUGUGGUCAGUCAAAUGACCUUCUUUCUCAUUGUAUUACAUCUGCAUACGUCUCCAUUUUGGAAUAUUUCUUUUUCUAAGUUUGUAAAUUUGCAGAAAACAUGUCACAUUUUGAUUUCACAUUUUUUAGACCUCCUUUUUUAUGUUUACAUAUUUCGCUUCUAAAAGGUACUGCAUUUUGUUUUUAUUACAUUGAGAAUUACUUUAAAUUUACUAGAAAACAAGGUAAAUGAUUUGAUUUACAGUCAUGUUCAAAAG